This is a messenger RNA of Pomacea canaliculata, 4016 nucleotides long. RefSeq lists its product as uncharacterized. Gene Ontology annotation, cellular component: extracellular region. Gene Ontology annotation, molecular function: chitin binding. The record is from RefSeq and is a predicted model, not a curated record. Bases 549 to 2807 code for a protein of 752 amino acids. The transcript has 5 exons. Lineage: Eukaryota; Metazoa; Mollusca; Gastropoda; Architaenioglossa; Ampullariidae.
GUAUUUCCUGGAAAAGUUUACAGAAGAGUAAACACAGACAGACGUACAGAUAAACAUACAGGGAGGACACACACCAAGUCGUCUUGGCUGUAAAUCAUGUGGGAACUUUUUCUUUCCCCCGCGCACUGAAUGGUGUAGGAGCCAGGAGCAAGUGACCAAUCCCCGCUCGCCAGAGGGCGUCCCGAGUAACGCGAUUGUGCGCUCGCCCCAGCGCGACGCCCUUAAAAGGGGGGACAAGCGGACGAACUUUGGACGGAUGCUAACUCGGCUGCGACAACUCGCCUGCACCCUGCAUUCUGCUCCCUUCCACAGUGGUCUUCAUAAGAAACAUUUCCUUCACUCCUUCGAGAGGUAGUCUUGUCUCACAUCGCAGACUUCAUCUACUGACGAGAAAGAAUCGUCGAGGAUAUUGGACAGUGUUCUUCAACUUGCGUUCUAGAUAGGUUGCAAUAUUUUCUUUGCUGACUUUUCAUUAGCGCUUAAGGACAAUUUCGGAGGACGGAGACUUUUUUUGCUGUUCUUACUAAGCGAGUUUUGUGGUCGAGAAAAUGUGCAGGCCUGCUUCAUUGACUAUGAUGUCCCUCCUCUUGGUGGUUUCCAACUUUGAGAAUCUGGCGAACGCAGCUGAUGUCAGCUUCCGGAAAGUGGAAUUGCCGUGUACUGACCGCGCUGCCAUUCAGUGGGUGAGAGACCCGGCAAACUGUGCUCAGUACUACAUCUGCCAUUUUGGCCAGCCCCUUGCCAUGCCUGCCUGUCCCUACGGGCAAGUGUGGGGCAUCAAGGCCAGGAACUGCGUGCCUGAAGACUCGCGCUGGAACGAUUGCAACGAGACAGGGGAGGUACCCAAAGAUAUCACCAAGGUCCCUAAGAUGAACGAUUUUGAGAGCUCGAAGAAAACAAAACCGAACUUCUACGCACUGACGGUGUCCUCUCCAGACUCUAUUAUCGUGUCGUUUGAACCUCUGACCUCGACGACUCCUUCCUACCCUCAUUCCUCUUCUUCUUCCACCCCGGUUAUCACGAGGUCCCUCGAUAUUCCUUCUCCCCGGCCUUCAAAGAAUUAUUCUGUUUACGAGAAAGAUAGCAAGAAGAUCAAAACUGUUUACGGUGAAAUCGGGAAAACCGGUAAAAUCAAACCGUACCCGAGGACAGACAAGCAGGAGGUAGUGAAGGAGACUGCAUCCCCAUCAGUGGCCAGCCCCUUCCAGCCGUGGUCACCCAGAAGCUAUCAGAUGUACACCUUCUACACACAGACUUCGUCACCCGCCACGAGCAGUGUCACGCAGCCGGCCACCCCGGGUCCCGUCCAGUCGACGACAGUCACCGCUACGUCACUGCAGACGACGCCAGCUGUGUCAACCACAACGUCGACGUCCACCAGACUCGUGUCGUCUGCAGAAACCGUGACGGCGAUGACGACGGCUGCAACUCUGGACUUGACAACUGCUUCUCCACCAACAACAGCAACAAGUCCUUCAGAAAGAAGACGGCUGACCUCCCCUAGCUGGUCACUAGCGCCCCUUGACGGUACUACCACAGCCCUUCCAGAAGGUCACCCUUGUCGUGCAAAUCCCGGCACACUGGUCGCGUAUCCUUCCAACUGCAACUGGUACUACAACUGCACAGUUGCGGCCCUUGUGCAUCUCGACGGCCACGUGGCGGCGCUGGAGGAGGAAUGUCGAUAUCCGCAACUGUUCGACACAGUGACGUCACGCUGCCGGGAGUUCAUCAACGUACAGUGCGGCGACCGCUUUGAACCUGUUGACCCUUGUGAGUAUCACAAGCUUCAGUGCCGGAGUGCAAACUGCAUUCCAUGUCAGAACCGCUUCGGAACGUGUCGGGGGAGGGAGAACGGCAUCUACCCGUUCCACACGGAGCGCUGGACACCCACGUUCGUCACGUGCUACCAGCAGCGGAACAUCGCGCAAGACGACUGCCAGCCACCCACCCCGAUCUUCUCACCCGAGGUGCUGGACUGCGUCAGCCUCUUUGACGUGCCCAAGACACGGGGUGGCCUGCGGCCGGAGUGCUCUCUGAGGGAGGACGGAAUCUACCCGGAUGAACAAGGAAGGUGCGGAAUAUUCUUCGAAUGUCGCGGCGGAAAUUUCACAGGCUACGACGAAUGUCCCUCUGGCACUUCCUUCGACCCCUUGACCCUGCGCUGCCAACUGCUGGACCGUGCCACGCCCCCUUGCGGCGAGGGCCAGGACCCCUCCUGCACCGAUCGUCACGACGGCUUCCAUGCCGACCCCUACGGCCGCUGCCCUUACUACUUCGAAUGUCGCAAGCAGCAGUUCGUGCGACAUCUCACCUGCGACUACGGCUCCUUCGACCCCGUCACCCAAGAAUGCGUCAUCCCCGUCGAACUGAUCCCGCAGCCCUGCGGCCUGCUCCCCAACCCCUGCGAGGGCCGCGCCUCCGGCUUCCACCCGGACGAGGACAGUCGCUGCCGCCACUACAUCGAGUGCUCGCGGGGUGUCAUGAUCAGCAACGGCACGUGCCCUCACGGCACCGUCUUCAGCUCCAUCAGCGGCCGCUGCGACCGGCCAGAGAACGCGCCGGCGCCGUGUGGCAUGGCCCCGUCCUGCGAGAAGAGGGCGGACGGUCGAUACCCGGCUCUCACCCGCGGCUGUAGUUUCUACUUUGAGUGCAAGGCGGAGAAGUUCGUGGGCCUGCGACAAUGCUCGUUCGAGGAUGGGGGCUUCUUCUUUAAUGAGAAGACGAGCAAGUGCGACUUUCCACAGAACAUUUGCCCGCCAUGUGGGUACCGGUGGUGGGGCUGCGGCAAGAAAUCUUUCUUCCGGUGAUACGACUGACCUGCUCCUAGUGCCAGUAUCUCCAACCAUCGACGCCCUCUGCAUAACGGAAGGAUCUGGAACUUUUCCGACGGACGGUUUGCUGGACGGUCGGCAUGCAGCAGUGUUCACUUUCAGCUUUGUGUUUGUCGUCAGAGGCUGACCUUUGAUCUCAGUUUAGACAUGGGAUAGUAACGUCCAGGUCAUCUUUGAUAAUGCUUUUCCUCCGCAGCUAACAUUGUAGGAUUUUUGAGAUGUGUUUAUUCCAACGCGCAUGUCUUGAAUGUCCUUAUCUCUCUUUUUUUCCUUGUCUGUGCGUUUAUUUGUCUUCUUUCUCUCCAGCCAUCCUCCAUCCCAACACCCUUUAAAGUAGAAUGUUUGCUUAAGCUUUAGCCUUAUAAUAAUCUUUAUGAAGUGUACCGUCGCACCCACAUCAGUCCAUCGAAGUUCACCAUGCAUCAUCAUUGCCAUUAUCCUUUAUCAGUGAUAGAGCACAGACACAUUUCAGGUGCGUGUCCAUGGUUACAGCCGUGAAACUCGUGAAUAUCAACUUUCUCGCGAGCGAGGGAGUGUAUGAUUAUGUAUAUAUUGACACGUGCAUCUACAUCUCGUGUUUAUAGUGUGUGUGUGUGUUUGCACAAAUGCUUAUGUUUGCGUGUGCAAAAGCGAUUGUAAGAGCAGAGCGACUGUCAGAGACAAGGAUGGAAAGAAAGAAAAUGGAAGUGAGAUUGAAGACUGAGAUAGCGAGAGAUGUACAUGACUGUGUGAGAUAUUAUGAAUUACAAUAGUACAUUCUACAUCUGUUUGUGUGAUUUCGCGAUAUGUUUUCUUGUUAUUAGGUGUAAAGCCCAUUCGAAAUUGCAUUGCCCAAUUGUACAUACUGAAAUUUACUGAUGUACAGAUACUUAUGAGAAAAGCUUGCCUGGUUGCGUGCGAAUGUAUGACUACAUGCAUGCGCGAAUAUAUAUAUAUGUGUGUGGAUAUAAGCAAAUGAGUGAGUGAGAGCAAGUGCUUCUAUGUGUGUGCGUAUGCAUGCAUGCCCAUAGUGAUCAUAAGUAGCUACACAAUUUUUUUCAAAAAUAUAACAUAAAACUAUUACUCUUACUGUGUUAUUUUUGUACGGUCGUAUUGAAAAGUUCUUUAAAUCAAGUGUGAAUGGCUCUGUGUAUUCUAAGAUACGUACAUUGCACAUGCACACAUACACACACUAUAUCUCUGUCA